AAGCAUACACCAUGAUACAUCCUUACAUUGAGAUAAGCUUGAAAUUAAUUAAAUUUACUUUGAAAUUAUUGCAAUAUUACUAUAAAAAAAAAAUUCAAUAUUUUCCAAACAUGUUCUAUUUCAAAUUAUAUCAAUAUUUUAUAUCAUAAUCUUUUUCCAACAUAAACCUCCAAAAAUAGAAUACUCCUCCUAAAGAUCACCCAAACCUUCACACCAACCACAUACUCCAAACCCUCGCAAACAACUCCCCUCCCCCUCGCUAACCGUUGACAGCCUCUAACAAGCCCAAUAAAUAACCAAUCCAUCCCUUCCCCCCACAAUCCUUCAUCGGUCUCCACCCCCAACAAAAAUGGUAAACAAAGCUGCCAUCGGCGGCUUCUCCGCCAUCCUCGUCGUCGCCGCCGUCAUCAGCGUCAUCGCCAUCUCCUCCCGAUCCUUCAACAAGCCUACUGCUUCCAGCCAACUCGCCACCACCGUUAAGUCCUCUGUCUCCGUUCUCUGCGCACCGACAUCCUACAAAGAUGCAUGUGAGCGCACCCUCACCGGCGCCAUCAACGACACAUCUUCCGCCGGCGACAUUAUCCGCGCCGCCGUUAAGGUGAUCACAACUCACGUCGAAGCUGCGAAUGAAAAAGCUAACGAGCUUCAUAAGCUGGCUAAGGGCCCCAUUGACAACGACGGCUUCGAAUUGUGUAAGGAGCUUCUGGUGGAUGCCGGCGAUCGGCUCGCCGCCGUGCUCGCCGAAGCUGAUAAUGGACAUCGGCUCGAUGAUUUUCAGGCCUGGCUCAGCAUGGUCGUCUCCUACCGCACCAACUGCCUAGCCAGCAUCGAGUCGGAAGAGCUCAACGCCGAGAUGGCCACCGCCCUCCGCAACGCCACCGAGCUCACCGACAACGCCAUCGCCAUUAUUACGGCCGUUUCCGACCUCACAAAAGAUCUCAACCUCGACUUGAAUGCCACCGUCGCCGCAUUAACCGGGCGCCGCCUCUUGAACUAUCCCGAGUGGGUUCCGGCGGCCGACAGAAAGCUUCUGGCUGCCAGAUGGAACGAUCAGAAGCUGCCACCCAACGCCGUGGUUGCGAAGGAUGGCAGUGGACAAUUCAAGACAAUCAACGACGCGCUCAACGCUAUGCCGGAGACUUACAGAGGGCGCUACGUGAUAUAUGUGAAGGCUGGUGUGUACAAUGAGAAGGUUACUGUGGAUAAGACAAAGCCCAAUUUACUUAUUUACGGGGAUGGGCCGCGAAAGACUUUGGUUACGGGCCGGCUGAAUUAUGCAGAGGGGGUUGGGACCUUCAAGACCGCCACUUUCUCGGUAUUGGCCCCCGGCUUCAUCGCCAAAUCAAUCGGCUUCCAGAACAACGCCGGCCCGAAAGGCCACCAAGCCGUCGCCCUCCGCCUAAACGCCGACGCCGCCGUCCUCUACAACUGCCGCAUCGACGGCUUCCAAGACUCCUUCUAUUCCCAAUCCGGCCGCCACUUCGUCCGCAACUGCGUCAUUUCCGGCACCAUCGACUUCAUCUUCGGCGACUCCCAAGUCGUCAUCCAAAACUCCCUCAUCAUCGUCCGCCGCCCAAUGGACAAUCAACAGAACACCGUCACCGCACACGGCAAAGACACUCCCCACGAACGCACCGCUCUCGUCAUCCAAAACUGCCGAAUCGUCCCCGACCAAUUCCUCUUCCCCGACCGCUUCAAAAUCGCUAGCUAUCUCGGCCGCCCAUGGAAGCAAUUCUCCACCACUAUUGUCAUGGAAUCCACUAUCGGGGAUCUUAUUAGACCUCUGGGGUGGAUGCCGUGGAACGGAGAUUUUGCCCUAGACACGCUUUAUUAUGCCGAGUAUAACAACAGGGGACCGGGAUCGGUUACGAGUGGCAGGGUUAAUUGGAAAGGAUUUCAUGUGAUUAACAGGAAGGAGGCGGUGAGGUGGACUGCAGGCCCGCUGCUGGCCGGUGUGAACUGGAUUCCGUUCGCCGGCGUGCCCCAUGCGCUUACCCUCAUCAAGUGAUCGGGUCGGGAGAGGCGAUGAUGGAGAAAGAACAGAGCGAUUAAUUAAUGUUCGAUUACUUGUAUACCAUAUUACGGAUUUUCACAUCUGCUUGACUGCUUCGAUAUGAUUUUAUUUUGGUUUCUGACAUUCUGAUUAUUGUCA
Molecule: messenger RNA, 2152 nt
Organism: Dendrobium catenatum
Lineage: Eukaryota; Viridiplantae; Streptophyta; Magnoliopsida; Asparagales; Orchidaceae
Product: pectinesterase-like
Exons: 3
Coding region: 350-2008 (552 amino acids)
Biological process (GO): cell wall modification
Molecular function (GO): pectinesterase activity; pectinesterase inhibitor activity
Source: RefSeq, a predicted model, not a curated record